CUUAGGGUGAUCAAACCAAAUUAACACGAUUUGGUUGAACACUGCCUGAACCACGAAGUCAGUGUGUGAGGAGGACCAGCAGUGUUUGGGUUUUUUUGAGCCUUUGUAGCAGAUGUUAGCAAGACCUGAGACCUGUGGUUGCCAUGGAGUAAAGUCAAGGCUGUUCUUUUACCAACAGCCAAGAGAAUAAUCCUUGUCUAAGCUUCAGAGUGCAGCCAGAAUGGGCCAAGUCUGUCCCAAAAGGGCAGGAUUUCAAACAUCAGAAUCUGGUCCAUAUUCGAGGAUGAAAACCUGGGCUGUUCAGUGCAAGCUGGUAAAGCCCCAGCACUGGGCAGCCCCACACCCAUCUGCAUGGUCUCACCCAGUGCCUGUCACUGUGCCUGCAGGUGGGGUAGGUCUCAUCCCUGCUCUUUGCUGCAAAGUCUUUUGCCUUUACACGAGGCCAAUUGGGAUCCUUCUGCAGCAUCCUGUGCCCUUUUCGGUACUGGAGGUUUAACUGGUAUCCAAGCCAGGCUUUAAUCAUCAAACAGAGGUUGUUCUGCAAGACAACUCCCCGCAGAGUAACAAGGUGCAGGGUCAGUGCUGUUGCCCUUCACUGGAAAGGAGCACUGCUCGAACGUAGAGACUACUUGCGAGGACGCGGUGGUCCGUCUUUCUCGGUGGCAGGACCAUAUUUUCCGCCAACGUGUGGUUUUGGCAACACCCUCGGGAACGGACCCCCGAACGCAGGGGCGGGGCAGGAUGGGACGGUUCCCGGGCAGAGGCGGCAGUCACCCCGGGAAGGACCGUGUCCUUCUCGCCUGCCCGGGGCGUGCCCGCUCCCUCUCUAUUUAGAGCGGGCCUGGAGCCCGGUGGUGGCAGAAGCGGGACAGGGGCGAAGGCUCCUGGGAUGGCGUUUGGCAAGCGGAACCCCAAGCCUGGAGACCUGAUCGAGAUCAAGCGACCACUUUAUCAGCACUGGGCUCUCUACUUGGGCGAUGGGUAUGUCAUCCACGUGACGUCCGAAGAUGAAGGGAUCCCACAUCAGUCAUCUGGCAUUGUGGCCAUAUUGACCAAAAAGGCCAAGGUGAAGAAGCAACUCCUAAAGGAUGUGGUGGGAACUGAUGACUGGGAGGUCAACAACAAGUAUGACUGCUCCCACACUCCCCUCGCAGUGAAGGAGAUCAUCAAGCAGGGUGAGAGCUACAUUGACAGGGAGGUGCCUUAUGACCUGCUCAGCAAAAACUGCGAGCACUUUGUGACAAUGCUCCACUAUGGUGAGGAGGACAGCAACCAGGUCAGUAGAGCAAUUCGAUGUUGGACCUCUCUCGCUCGUAAAGUCAUCACUGGUGUAGUUGUCGGUGGUGUGGCUGUGGUUGCAACUGCUUCUGGUGCUAGUCCUGUUGUUGUUGCUUCUGUUGCUGCCAGUGGUGGUGCUGCUUUGGCGGACAGAGCUCUGAAGGCCUUGUUCUCAUAGGCAUUCAGGGAAUAAGAGAAAGAGCAACUGAUGGGCCAUUUGGAAGACCUCUGAGCAAGGCAGGGAGCCCCUGGCUGUGCAUGGUCAUUGCCCAGUAGUUGCCACACCUUAUGCCAAAGAUUACCAGCAACUUUUCCCCCUUUCUGUGAUAAUUAUUAAUUACAAUAAAAUCUAAACAAACUCA
Molecule: messenger RNA, 1640 nt
Organism: Myiozetetes cayanensis
Lineage: Eukaryota; Metazoa; Chordata; Aves; Passeriformes; Tyrannidae
Product: phospholipase A and acyltransferase 1-like
Exons: 4
Coding region: 890-1456 (188 amino acids)
Biological process (GO): N-acylphosphatidylethanolamine metabolic process
Cellular component (GO): cytoplasm
Molecular function (GO): glycerophospholipid phospholipase A1 activity; A2-type glycerophospholipase activity
Source: RefSeq, a predicted model, not a curated record